AUGAAAGUCUUGGUCGUUGGGAAUGGCGGGCGUGAACACGCCCUGUGUUGGAAGCUCGCGCAGAGCCCGCGGGCCGAUAUCGUCUUCUGCGCCCCUGGCCACGCCGGCACGGCUCGGGAAACGGGUCUACCGAUCCAGAACGUCGAUAUCGCCGCUACCGACACGGCCCGGCUCGUGGAGUUCGCUAAGGCGAACGAGAUCGGCCUGACGGUCGUCGGCCCCGAGGCGCCGCUGGUGGCGGGUCUCGUGGACGCCCUACAAGACGCCGGGCUCAAAGUGUUCGGCCCCUCGAAGGUCGCCGCCGAGCUCGAGGGCUCCAAGGUCUUCUGCAAAGAGCUGCUCCGGCACGGCGACAUCCCCACCGGCGAUUUUCACACGUUCCGCACCGCCGAAGAAGCGGUGCUGUUCCUCAACGAGCGUGAGAGCCAAACCCUCGUCGUGAAGGCCGACGGCCUCGCCGCGGGCAAGGGCGUCGUGGUCUGCGACAACCGCGACGAGGCGCUGGACGCCGUCCAGCGCAUCGAGGUGAGCAUCCUGGCGAUUACGGACGGCAAGUCGAUUGUCGCUCUACCGGCAGCCCAGGACCACAAGGCGGCCUACGAUGGUGACAAGGGCCCCAACACGGGCGGCAUGGGCGCGUACUCCCCUGCCCCGAUCGUUGACGACGCCCUCUUGCGCCGCGUCGAGGAAGAGAUCCUCAUCCCGACGGUCCACCAUAUGAAGCGCAAGCGGCGCCCCUUCCGCGGUGUCCUUUACGCGGGCCUGAUGCUCACCAAGCAAGGCCCGAAGGUCCUGGAGUACAACGUCCGCUUCGGCGACCCCGAAUGCCAACCGGUACUGAUGCGGCUCAAGAGCGACCUGCUCGACGUUCUCGAGGCGACCGCCGACGGCCGGCUCGACGAGGCGCCGCCGAUGGAGUGGGACCCGCGACCGUCGGUCUGCGUUGUGAUGGCGAGCGAGGGUUAUCCGGGCAAUUACGAGAAGGGCCAUGUCAUCAGCGGCCUCGAAGAAGCGGCGAAGGUCCCCAACGUGAAAGUCUUCCACGCCGGCACUGCGUCGAUCGACGGCGACGUUGUGAACGUCGGCGGCCGCGUGCUAGGCGUCACGGCCCUGGGCGAAACGAUUCCCGCCGCAAAGCUCGCCGCCUACACCGCCGUGAAGGCGAUCCGCUGGCGCGGCGCCUGGUGCCGCAAGGACAUCGCCGACAAGGCGGUGUGGGAGGAGAAGGUGAAG
Symbiodinium sp. CCMP2456 is the source of this 1233-nucleotide messenger RNA. The record is from the annotation of a GenBank genome assembly. NCBI's taxonomy places the organism in Eukaryota, Dinophyceae, Suessiales, Symbiodiniaceae.